AUGCGAACUUGUUAGUAGAGGGCGACGAAUAAAAACAUGCAUUGAAGUACCUAUCUGAAGCUCAAAAAAUUAAUUCAAAUCAUUGAUCUUUCUAGCACACCAGCGAAAGGCGAGACCAGUAAAAUGGCUAAGUGUGUAAAUCGAUGUCGCAAAGCAUUCCUUGCAAUUUUCCUUGCAGCGGCCGUAGCGUUUGCACCAGCCUCGGCACAGGAGGUGUUCAUGCCAAACCAGUUGGACGCUGUUCCAAGUGUUCUUAUCAUUGGAACGGCUAAAGGUGGCACGACGGACCUCUACAAGCAGCUCACCGAUGAGGAUGUCAACAACGCGCCAGGACGGCCCGACCCGCCAUUUCCGCUCAAUGCCAUUAAGGAGCCCUCGAUGCUCAAUCGGGGCGGCAUUGAAGGCAAGCUGGUGCCAAUGCAGCCCCUUUACUUCGAGUACCUUCAGCUGCUGAACCACCCCUGCAGCAGAGUCGGCCCUGACGAGUUCAAUGAAUGCCUGGCCUCCCGGGGCAGUUCGGAGCUCACGCUCGAUGCCUCACCCGAUUAUUCCUACGACUUUUUGGCCCCGUUCUAUCUGAAGCAGCUGAGUCCCUUGUCGAAGAUUGUGAUGAUGAUUCGAGAGCCGGUGGAGCGCGCUGAGGUGCUGUACCGCCACUACAAGCUGACGCAGUGGCUGUACCCGGGGGCUGCCUCUCGCACGUGUGCCCCCGCUCUUUAUCACUCCUUCGACCUUCCCUUGCCACUCGCCAACCGGACUGCAUGGGGCCUGUCUAACGCACAGGGCAAGUGGCUAGACAAGGGCAUCGACGUCCUCGCCAGAGGUUUCCUCGAGGCCGUCCAGGGCGAUCGCGAAGCGCUCGCCACGCUGCAGCGCGCCCUAAAUUGUCCUCCGGCAGAUGUGGCGUGUCAGGCAGAUAACUGGCGGGACAUUUCCACGCAACCCCUAAUGCAGCCCAUGGAGCACCGACUGUUCAUGGGUGGUCUGUACCGUUACAUGAUGGCCAUGUGGCGGCGUGUCUACUUCCAGCCCGGGAGGGUGAUGCUGAUCGACUCUCAGGCCUACUAUGAACGACGUUACCCUGUGAUGGAGAAGGUCAUCCGUUACCUGUACGGCAGGCCGAUGCUUAAGGAGGAGCGUGAGAUAGCGGCCAGCGGGUUGGUCUGGCGCAAGGCAGGAGUACCGCCGUUGUCGGGCGUGAAGCUAUCCAAAGAUGUAGGGCAACAACUGGCGGAGUUUUACAAUCAGCACGUGAUGCAAGGCUUCUUCCGCAUGCUGACGGACAUGAGCGCUGAGGGCGCCUGGGUGGCGGGCUUCGACAGCGAGCCCUGGGACCAGUGCCCCGGCUUUGCAGAGUUCAACCGCGACCGAACGCGUCGUCAUUAG
Volvox carteri f. nagariensis is the source of this 1386-nucleotide messenger RNA. RefSeq lists its product as uncharacterized. Gene Ontology annotation, molecular function: sulfotransferase activity. The coding region runs from base 124 to 1386 and encodes 420 amino acids. Lineage: Eukaryota; Viridiplantae; Chlorophyta; Chlorophyceae; Chlamydomonadales; Volvocaceae. The transcript is spliced from 4 exons. The record is from RefSeq and is a predicted model, not a curated record.